Zophobas morio is the source of this 1678-nucleotide messenger RNA. RefSeq names its product leucine-rich repeat-containing protein 15-like. The coding region runs from base 698 to 1618 and encodes 306 amino acids. NCBI's taxonomy places the organism in Eukaryota, Metazoa, Arthropoda, Insecta, Coleoptera, Tenebrionidae. The transcript is spliced from 18 exons. The record is from RefSeq and is a predicted model, not a curated record. Gene Ontology annotation, molecular function: protein binding. Gene Ontology annotation, cellular component: extracellular matrix.
GGUAGUGAAUCUCUUGGUGUUGUUUCUCUAUAUAACUUCGCGGCCCGAGGUGAUUUCUCAACAAUCUCCAUGCGGCGGUCCUUACACUGACCUAAAAUUAGACUUGUCUUCUUGUUACUUUGAUGUGUUUCCUCCUGAACAGCUGCCUCGUAACCUACAAAUUUUAGAACUGGGAGGCAGCGAAAUUGGAUUAGUCAGCGAUAAUGCUCUCAAUGAUCUUACCUCGUUAGUUGUAUUAGGCUUAACUAAUAUCGGCCUCACCUCCAUCAACAGAAAAUUGUUUAAGGGCUUGAGAAGUCUUAAAGUGUUAGGUUUAAGCAGAAAUCGAAUCAGCUAUAUUGAAAAUAACUCAUUUGAAGAUUUGAUAUCUCUAGAAGAAUUGUAUCUAAACAAUAACUUUAUUACUUCCGUUGGAAUCUCCACUUUUUCCAAACUGAGAGCUUUAAAAAUAUUAACUGUAGGUAACAACAAGCUCACUUCAUUGGGAAGUAACCUAUUCAAAAAUCUUGCUAAUCUUAUUAAUCUAUAUCUUGCGAAUAACUCAAUUAAAGAGAUUGAAGCCACAGCUUUUCUUAAUUUGAAGUCUUUAACUACUUUAGAGUUGGGCAAUAACAAGCUUAAGUCAGUAAAGCAAGACUUUUUUACGGGGUUCCCCUCCCUGAAAGAGUUAUAUUUAUAUAAUAACCAAUUAACUACUAUGCUAUUCUGCUCAAGUUUUUGUCUUCCAGAGCUAGCUUCAUUAGUUUUAGGCGGUAAUAAGCUCUCUUCAAUAGAUGGCAAGUUUUUCAAAGAUCGUAAAAAUUUAAUUCAUUUAUAUCUGCAUGACAAUCCUCUUCGUGUAAUUAAAAAAAAUGUAUUCAAAAGUCUUACUGUGCUGGAGAGUUUAUAUCUUUACAAUUGCUCUAUUACAUCAAUAGCCGACGGGGCAUUCUCUAGACUUUCAGCUUUAAAACUUUUGAAUUUGCAUACUAACGAACUGACUGAAAUUCAUAAAGAAACCUUCACUGGGCUUCAUGUAUUAGAAAUAAUUCUUAAUAACAAUAAAAUUAAGUCUAUUCCAGCCAAUACCUUUUCCAUGUUAACCGAACUAAGCUCUUUGCAUCUUAUUAAUAAUUCCAUUACUGAAAUUGGCUUGAACGCUUUUGCGAGCUCCUUUAAUUAUAGCAACUUGUUCAUAAACCUUGAUAAAACUUUCCUUUGUUGCUCAAGAAUUUUAAACAACUUUCUUGAAUUUUCCGAUCCUUUAUGCACCCACAACGGGGGAUUUGAAAAAAUCUCUACGUUUUCCUUUAGAAGUUGUUACGGCUCGCUUCCAGCGAAUGGCAGUAUUGCCGAAUCCAGAGCUAAGAAUAUUAACAGAAGACCUGUUACUAGUAAUAAUGAUGAACACUUGUUGAAAAAUAUUACUUAUGAAAGUGCAUGGAAACUUGCAUUUUUCAUAGCCGGUCCUACAGCUGUACUAGCCAUAACUAUUGUGCUUGCAGUAAAUAGUUAUAAUAAGCGAAUGCAAAGAAAAAAGGGUGUCGGUUUUGAUAAACAGGAAAAACACUCAAACAUAUUAUUAAACCCACUUUUUAAGUCAGCAGGCACUGACAACAUAAAUUUUUCUGCUGUAUAAAUUUUUUUUUUGUUCUCAAACAACUGAAUUGCCAAAUAUAAAUAAAAAUAAUUUCAAUUA